AUGGACUCGAGCCAGCUUCACGACAGGCAGGUGUCCCCCGAAGCUGUCGAUCGUACUUCGUCGUCGCCCACUCAUCAAAUCAUGGACGGCGCAAGUGUGCAUCCGUCUAGUGUGCUAUCCAGCUUCUCGUAUUACGCGGGGGAAGACUCUCGAAUACCGAAACAUCACGCAUACUAUUUCGAGGAAGGGAUGGUUCGACUGUUGGUCGGCGAUGUGUUGUUUAAUGUACCGCGGCACAUUCUUACCUUCCAUUCAUCAUGGUUUUGUGAGAGGCUCCUACAGCCGAAGAGAACGCUGCCGCCCGGUUGGACCAAGUGCACGACGUCUCGUGGGGACGUCUUCGUCAACCAUCAGCUCGGACUCGUGGAUGCAAACUUCCCAGGCUUGUUGCCUUCGAACGAUCUCAAAGAGGAUACGUUCUGUAUAUACGGCGCGUCGGCUCGGGAGUUCGAGGCCCUCUUGGCCGUCCUCAUGCCCAUUGAUUACAGCUCCCGCAAUCUCACAAAGGAGCAAUGGAUCGCAGUUCUUAAGCUCUCGACGAUCUGGCGGUUCAGAUCUGUCCGCAACCUCUCUAUCCAGCACCUCAAGCACGCCCUCGGGGACGCGCCACUAGAGCGACUUCUUGCUGCACGCGCGUACGACGUACACCGCUGGGUGGAUGGUGCAAUCCAGGACCUCGUCUCCCGCGACGAACCGUUGACCACGAACGAGGCCGCACAACUGUCGGUGACAGACGUUGUUCGCAUCCAUCAACUGCGCGAAACGCGGGUCUUGAAGGACUUGGGCAAUGAUCCGCUCUUCGCGAAGGUUAUGGAGAAUAGGAAGCGUCGCGAGCUAACGAACUCGAAGCCGGUCUUGGACAGCGCUCAGCAAGCUCUAUCGCUGAAAGUCGGAAUCCUCGCAGUCCUUCUCUUCAUAACGAUGAUGGAACUGGGCUUUCUAGUCGUAGCCUUGUACAUAUACAUGUUCGGCCAUAAGUGA
Peniophora sp. CBMAI 1063 is the source of this 981-nucleotide messenger RNA. The record is from the annotation of a GenBank genome assembly. NCBI's taxonomy places the organism in Eukaryota, Fungi, Basidiomycota, Agaricomycetes, Russulales, Peniophoraceae.